This is a messenger RNA of Brassica napus (rape), 1410 nucleotides long. Its product is annotated as rop guanine nucleotide exchange factor 13. The coding region runs from base 4 to 1410 and encodes 468 amino acids. Gene Ontology annotation, molecular function: guanyl-nucleotide exchange factor activity. The record is from RefSeq and is a predicted model, not a curated record. NCBI's taxonomy places the organism in Eukaryota, Viridiplantae, Streptophyta, Magnoliopsida, Brassicales, Brassicaceae. The transcript has 4 exons.
UUGAUGACAGAUCUUAUUAGAGAAAACUCAUGUGCUUCAUUAUAUACAUUUGUUACAGAAAAGGAACAGAUGAAAGAAAGGUUUGCGAAACUUCUUCUAGGAGAAGACAUGUCAGGAGGAGGCGAAGGUGUGUCAUCAGCACUGGCAUUAUCAAACGCAAUCACAAAUCUUUCAGCUUCUGCGUUGGGUGAGCAACGGCGUUUAGAGCCAAUCUCUGAAGAUAGAAAAGAACGGUGGAGAAGAGAAAUCGGAUGGCUUCUCUCUGUUACUGAUCAUAUAGUUGAGUUCUCUCCAACACAACAAACAAACAAAGAUGGUUCUUCAAUAGAGGUGAUGACUACGAGACAGAGAGGGGAUCUUGUCUCCAACAUCCCUGCUCUUAAGAAACUCGACAUGAUGCUCACUGGUUGUCUUGAUAGUUUCAAGGAUCAGGAUGAGUUUUAUUACAUCACAACUGAUUCUCCUGAAUCUUUAACAAGUAACUCGACCAGGAAUGAUGAUAAAUGGUGGCUUCCAACGGUGAAAGUUCCACCAACAGGCUUAUCUGAAACGUCCAAAACGUUUCUACUGAGUCAGAAAGAGUGUGUGAGCCAAGUUCUUGAAUCCGCAAUGGCCAUAAACGCUGAAGUCUUGUCUCAAAUGGAGAUCCCUGAGAGCUACAUCGACUCGCUUCCUAAGAAAGGGAGAGUUAGUCUUGGAGACACAAUCUACAGAAUGUUAACACUAGACAUGUUUGAUGCAGAGCAGUUCCUUCUUGAAAUGGAUUUAUCAUCAGAGCACAAGAUACUCGAACUAAAGAACAAAAUCGAAGCUUCGGUUGUGAUAUGGAAGAGAAAGAUAGUGCAGAAAGACAACAAGUCAUCGUCUCCAUUUAGUACCAAUCUGAGUAUGGAGAAGAGACAGCUACUAGAAGAAAGAGCAGCAACCAUCUUGUUUCUUCUCAAACAAGUUUUCCCAGGGAUAUCUCAAUCCACACUUGACAUCAGCAAGAUACAAUUCAACAAAGAUAUAGGGUUAGCUAUAUUGGAGAGUUAUUCAAGAGUUCUUGAAAGCUUGGCGCACACGGUACUGUCAAGAAUAGAAGAUGUUCUUGAAGCUGAUCAGCUAACACAGGAAUCUGAAGUUGCGGUUUGUAAGCGAGAUAUAGUGAAGGAAGCAGAGAGUCCUAAGAAGGAAGAAGAAAAGGACUUUUGUCUUUUGGAGGAGAGACCUAAAAAGAGCAAAUCUACAAUUUCACUGUCACAGGUAAUGCAAUGGAACAUGGAAGACCAUGAGCAACCGAAGAAAGAAAAGAACGAAACACCACGCAAGAAACUGUUGACCAGAGUGUCAAGCAUGAUCAACAAGAAGACUAGUUCUUAUCUUGAAUCUCUUGGAACAAAAAGCCCUAAGGCAUGGAGAUACUCUUGA